Messenger RNA from Corythoichthys intestinalis (scribbled pipefish), 1784 nucleotides. It is a transcript of the gene eif4e2, whose product is annotated as eukaryotic translation initiation factor 4E family member 2. Gene Ontology annotation, molecular function: translation initiation factor activity; RNA 7-methylguanosine cap binding. The transcript is spliced from 8 exons. The record is from RefSeq and is a predicted model, not a curated record. Gene Ontology annotation, cellular component: cytoplasm; eukaryotic translation initiation factor 4F complex. Gene Ontology annotation, biological process: translational initiation. Lineage: Eukaryota; Metazoa; Chordata; Actinopteri; Syngnathiformes; Syngnathidae. Bases 150 to 845 code for a protein of 231 amino acids.
GCAUGCAUCAGCAUUAGCCGCCCGGCCGGCGACUACACGGCACACGCCACCAGACUCGUCCACGUUCACGCACAGUGCGCGUUACCUUCCUGCGGAAUUUACUACAGGAGGCAGAAGUCCCCCGACGAGGGAUUCUCACAAGGAAAAUAAUGAACAACAAAUUUGACGCCCUGAAAGAUGAUGACAGCGGCGACCAGGACCAAGGCUCACCGAAAGAUGGCGAGAAGGUAAAAGCUGAAGAUGAUGACAAGGAGCAAAACACCAUGAGGAAAAAGGUGGUCAUUCCAGGGGCAGGUGAGCACCCUCUUCAGUACAACUACACAUUUUGGUACUCGAGGCGGAACCCAGGGAGGCCGGCCAGCACUCAGAGCUAUGAGCAGAACAUCAAACAGAUCGGCAGCUUCGCCUCGGUAGAGCAAUUCUGGCGGUUUUACAGUCACAUGAUCCGACCCGGUGACCUAACGGGCCACAGUGACUUCCAUCUUUUCAAAGAAGGCAUCAAACCAAUGUGGGAGGAUGAUGCCAACAAGAUGGGUGGAAAAUGGAUCAUCCGUCUGAGGAAAGGCCUAGCGUCGCGGUGCUGGGAGAACCUGAUCCUGGCCAUGCUGGGCGAGCAGUUCAUGGUCGGCGAAGAGAUUUGCGGCGCCGUGGUUUCGGUUCGGUUCCAGGAGGACAUCAUUUCCAUCUGGAACAAAACGGCGAGUGACCAGGCCACCACGGCCCGCAUUCGAGACACUUUGCGACGAGUCCUCAACCUGCCCCCCAAUACCAUCAUGGAGUACAAGACACACACAGACAGCAUUAAGUAUAGCCUGGGAAGACUUCCAUGGUCUGGUGAAUGCUAGCGGCGGACGUUAGCCCUCCUGCUGCCACAGACAUCUACAAGGUGUGUUGUAAUGUAAAGUUGCUGUGGUGACCGGAGAGGGUGUAGAACAUGUCCGGGUGGAGAAGGAAAGAUACCCUCUGCGUGGAUUGACCCAGCGAAGGCCAGGAACAAAAGACAGGAAGAACAUUCCUCCUUUGUGUCCGCUCGAGAGCGAUUGGAAAGCCCUUUGAGCAGAUGAGAAAAUUUUUCUAACCACCCAGAAAGGACCGAUGCCUCCGAAAUCAUUUUUUUGUUUGUUUUGUUUUCCUUUAAUCUUACUUUUAUAGUACGAUGUAACACAAUUGAACUCAAGAGCUAACGUUUGACCUUUCCGCUAAUAUGGUCAUAAGGGCAAUGUUCAAAAGAGUUUUUUUGGGCUAAAUUUGUCAACUUUUCCUGUUUCGCGGUGCGUUCACAUGAAAUGACUUACUGUUCUCGGGACUUCAACGGAGUUUGUGGUAAAUGUUCUUUUAAUACUGUGCUGUAUUUUAACGACAAUUCAUCUGUUUAUUUCCAAGUUUCUACUGUUACAUCCUGAAAGAUGAAUUAUUUAUCCAAUGAAUUCCGCAACGAUUCUCCUUCUCUGACCUGGAAGUGGAAUUCUAGAGGAGAAAGAGGAAGGACGGUCAUCUUAUGAAUGGACUGAUAAGCUGUUCUUAAUUAAUCCAAGAAAUGGACGACACGUCAAUGUUGUGGAGGAGCUACAAAAGGGAAGUUCUCUGCUUUUAUCGCAUUAUAGACCAGUUGGGUGAAACGCCACUCAAGUUUCUUUAUUCCUCGAUUGGGAAACUGUAACACCACCUGUGUUACGUGUCAUGGUCAUCGGUACUGUUGAUCAAAAUAUGAGGAAAGUGCGGUCGGAUGUACGCUUGGUGGAUAAAAGCAAUAAAUGAAAAAUUAUGCAGCUGCUACAAAGAAG